AAUACCACGAUAAAAAUCAUGUAUUGUCUUUCUGAAGUUUAGUUUUUUAGGAACCCUUGUCAGUCAACCUAUUGUUGUGAACUGGAAUUCUCGUAUUCAAAUCUGAGAUGUUUUGGCAAUAUCUAUUUACACUGAUUUUGAUUUCUUGGAAUUGGAACUAUACAGAAGCACAAGUGACAAAUAAGUCCACAAUGGCUGAAUUAGCAACUGGAAAAGGAACCAAGAAUUCUAAUACCGAGACGAUGGGAAAGGGACCUGAGGAUGAAAGCGACGAAGAGGAUAUAUUUGGGAAAGAACUAGACGAACCAAUAACGCUACCUAGUGGCAAACCUAGAACACUCGGUUUAUCUUUUGGUAUAGGUUUAGGUAAUCCACCAGCACCUCAACCUUUGAAUGUGGGUUAUGAUAGAAGUGUGAGUAUGGGUCUGCAACCACCAGUUGUGAAUCCAGUUAUGAUGGAUCCUUAUAAUCCUUAUAAUAGACUUUUAGGGGGUACAUAUUUAAAACGUUUGACCAUAGGAUAGUAUAGCCUCUUGGAGUGGAAGUCGCUAUGUGCAAACGAGAUGAUUCUUAAAAAAAUCUCAGUAGUUACUUGAGGAUUGUUCUUAUUAGAAGUAUUUUAUGAAUAUAUAUAUAUAUAUAUAUAUAUAUAUAUAUAUAUAUAUAUAUAUAUAUAUAUAUAUAUAUAUAUAUAUAUAUAAACAUUAUUUCCAUCACUGUCUACAUCAUAGAUUUAAAAAAAGUAUUUUGUUUAUCAAUAAACAUAUAUUUUUUGUCUUAAAGCUUUUAA
Messenger RNA from Nezara viridula (southern green stink bug), 790 nucleotides. The record is from the annotation of a GenBank genome assembly. NCBI's taxonomy places the organism in Eukaryota, Metazoa, Arthropoda, Insecta, Hemiptera, Pentatomidae.